This is a messenger RNA of Nicotiana tabacum (common tobacco), 675 nucleotides long. The record is from RefSeq and is a predicted model, not a curated record. NCBI's taxonomy places the organism in Eukaryota, Viridiplantae, Streptophyta, Magnoliopsida, Solanales, Solanaceae.
AUGGGGGAUCACGUAGUAGACCCAGCUGCACCAUUAGCGCCAAUGGAACCUCUUGUGCCAGAGACUGCUCUAUAUGACUGGGCACAACCCACAACAGAGAACUUGAACACAACGAUUUUAGUCCCCCAGAUACAGGCCGAAAUGCCCAUUGAGCUAGAUGAGUCAACGAAACUGACAGAGGUGAUAGUACAGCCUGCCCAGGAAGAACAUAACACCCAAGUUGAGGCUGAGAAAGAAGCUAAGACAAAACAGGAAUCGGUAGUUGAGGUGGUAGUUGACAAAGAAAAUACUCAUUGGGAAGAAGAUACCCCCUACACCAUUCCCAUAGAGGCUAGCCAAACCUGCAAUGCGGUGGUGACUAGACCAAUUGCUGAGAAGCUAUCUGACCCAGGGAGUUUCACGAUUCUAUGCACUAUUGGUAACUUUGCUUUCACCAAAGCACUUUGUGAUUUGGGAGCUAGCAUAAAUCUUAUGCCCCCGGCGAUUUAUAAGAGGUUGGGGAUUGGAAGAGCCAGACCCACUUCUAUAUUGUUGCAGCUGGCUAACAAGACCGUAAAAAGACACUCUGAAGCUGAUGAUGAGACGCUAACUAUUGAGGACCCUCUUGCUGCAUGUCUAGUAAAUUUAGAUGAGGUGAAUGGGGAAGAACUGGCAGAAUGGGUGUUGUCUUUAUAG